Molecule: messenger RNA, 726 nt
Organism: Aphanomyces invadans
Lineage: Eukaryota; Oomycota; Saprolegniomycetes; Saprolegniales; Verrucalvaceae
Exons: 2
Coding region: 1-726 (241 amino acids)
Source: RefSeq, a predicted model, not a curated record
AUGCCUUCGCGGACUGUAAACGAUGAAGACUGCCGUGAUUAUUUCCUGAGUGCCCGAAACGGUGACCCAGUGGACAUGACUAAGCUCAACCAAGCUAUGGGGAAGCUUAAGAUGGACGGGUGUAUCAUCUCAGCCGAAUCUCGAGUCUCCAAGCUGGUGAGCGACUUUGAAGCUGCGCUUGUCCAUCUAAACAUGGAAGGUUUCGCCGAGACCGAACCCAAGCUGACUGUGGAUUUCCUGAUGGCGGCCAUCACGCCACUUGCUGUGCAGAAGCGUGUGCGCGAACUAAUGAAGCUUCACGAGAACCUCAUCGUGGGCAAUGUGCCCUUGGCAAACUUCACCCAGACUGACGGACGGUGUUUCAAGUGUCUGAGCACCGACAACAAUGUGUUCAAGUGUCCCAAAGUGGCAAGUGGUGAGGCUCGCCUGUUGAUGGACCGAGCCAAGGUCAUAUGGGCCGAAACGAAGAAGGAAAGCAAGCCUGGAAGGGCUGUCACCAUUGCCAAGGAGGUGAAAACAGUUGCGAAUGAAACGACGGCCAUCCUGUGUGCUGCGAGAGUUUUGUGUACCGCCAACCAAGUGGUAGCGAUGGACGCCUCGUUCGACAGUGGAGCGGACCAAAGUGUGAUCCCGUUAAGGACGCUAAAGCGGCUGCAAGACGCGGGGCGUGACAUGGUGGUGACAGAAUUGCCCGCACCUAUUUCGUUGGUCCAAGCCACACAGUGA